Rhineura floridana is the source of this 6585-nucleotide messenger RNA. RefSeq names its product kelch like family member 11 (gene KLHL11). The record is from RefSeq and is a predicted model, not a curated record. Gene Ontology annotation, molecular function: protein binding. The transcript is spliced from 3 exons. Lineage: Eukaryota; Metazoa; Chordata; Lepidosauria; Squamata; Rhineuridae. The coding region runs from base 244 to 2349 and encodes 701 amino acids.
GAGGCAGUGACUGACCCAAGGUCACCCAAUGAGCCUCAUGGCUAUGAACCAGGUCUACCUGGUCGUAGUCCAACUCCUUAACCACUACACCACACUGGAACCCAACAACAUCUGGAGGACCACAGAUUAGCCACUCCCUACUCUUUCCUAUGGACAAUUGUCACGUUUACCGUGUAGGUGACGUGUCUUGGACGUAGCCAGGAGGAAAAAAAGACUGCUAGAGUUGGUUGAAGGGAAGCUGAGAUGGCGGCGGCUGGAGGUGGAUGCGAGCCGGACGGUGGAGGCCAUGGUGGCCCAGACAGUAAUGUCCUUGGCCUGGAAAGUGAGGCUGGGCCGGAUGUGGAGAAUGAUUCGGAGGUGUUCUCGUGCGUGACUCACUGCUCCGAGCUGGCCUGGCGGCAGAACGAACAGCGGCAGUUGGGCCUCUUCUGUGACGUCACGUUGGCCUUUGGUGGCGGCGGCGGCGGCAGUAGCAACAACAACGGCGAGGAGGAGAUGGAAGCGGGCGCGGCCUUUUCCAGUACCGACCCGCCUCCGCGGGAGUUCCGCGCGCACCGCUCUGUCCUUGCAGCUGCUACCGAAUAUUUCGCUCCUCUCCUCUCGGGUGACUUCGCCGAGUCCCGGUCGGGUCGCGUGGAGCUUCGCAAAUGGAGCUCCGAGGCUGGGCCAGACCCGGAAACGGUGGAGGCCGUCAUCAGCUUCAUGUACACGGGGCGCGUCUGCAUCAGCCCUGGCAACGUCCACGAGGUUCUGGAGCUGGCCGACAGGUUUUUAUUGUUACGUUUAAAAGUGUUCUGUGGGGAAUUCCUCAAGAAGAAACUGACCCUCUCCAACUCUGUGGCCAUCCAUAGCUUAGCUCACAUGUAUUUGUUGAACCAGCUGGCUUUGAAAGCUGCUGACAUGAUCAGAAGGAACUUCUACAAAGUCAUCCAAGAUGAGGAGUUUUACACUUUGCCAUUUCACCUUAUCAGAGACUGGCUUUCAGAUUUAGAAAUCACAGUGGACUCGGAAGAGGUUCUCUUUGAGAUGGUUUUAAAGUGGGUUCAAAAAAAUCCUGAUGAAAGAGAAAAAUACUUUGGGGAACUCUUUAAACUUCUCCGUCUGUCUCAGAUGAAACCCACUUAUUUGACCCGACAUGUCAAAUCUGAAAGGCUUGUAUCCAGCGAUGAAACUUGCCUGAAACUUGUGUCAGAAGCUGUGGAAAGUCAUGCUCUCAGGGCUGAGAAUUUGCAGUUAGGUACUCUCCAACAAGUCACUUCUCCUGUAACGUGUCUGCCUCGCUUUGGACAAAACAUGGAUGUUAUCAUGGUUAUUGGUGGUGUGUCUGAGGGAGGUGACUACUUGAGUGAGUGUGUGGGGUAUUUUAUUGACGAAGAUAGGUGGGUGAAUUUACCUCACAUACACAAUCAUCUUGAUGGACAUGCUGUUGUAGUGACAGAAUCCUAUGUUUAUGUAGCAGGUUCUAUGGAGCCUGGCUUUGCUAAAACUGUGGAAAGGUACAACCCAAAUAGAAAUAUCUGGGAGCAGGUUUCCAAUCUGAUAACCAGGAAGCAUUCUUUUGGCUUUGCCGAGGUAAAGGGAAGCCUGUACAGCAUUGGUGGGCAUGGGAAUUUUAUCCCUGGCUUCAAAGAUGUAGCUGUCUACCAUCCCGAUCAAGACAAGUGGCACAACUUGGAAUCUGCACCAAAGAUACUUCGGGAUGUCAAAGUAGUAACUGUAGAUGACAGGUUUGUGUAUAUGGCUGCCCGUACCCCAGUUGAAGGGGAUAGUGAGGAAGGCUUAAGGGCUGUCAUCAUCCGAUAUGAUGUAGAUGCAAGACAGUGGCAAGAUUCUGAGUCUCUGCCACUCCUUGAUAACUAUUGCUGCUUUCAGAUGGCUGUGGCCAACACAAACUUUUAUCACACAGCCUCAUGUUGUCCCAGAAGCUACCCCCUGGAUCAUGAAGACGUCAAGAGAAAGAUCUCUGGCCAGGUGUCUGAUGACAUUCUGGAAAGCUUACCACCAGAGGUUCUUAGUAUUGAAGGGGCAGCUAUCUGCUAUUACAAAGAUGAUGUCUUCAUCAUAGGUGGAUGGAAGAACAGUGAUGACACAGAUAAACAAUACAGGAAAGAGGCUUACCGUUACUGUGCUGAGAGGAAGCGCUGGCUGCUGCUUCCUCCCAUGCCCCAGCCUCGUUGUCGUGCAACAGCCUGUCAUGUGAGAAUCCCCUUCCGGUCCUUGCAUGGUACCCAGAAAUAUCCAAUGCCACAAAACCUAAUGUGGCAGAAGGACCGGAUCCAGCAGAUGCAGGAGAUACACCGCCAUUCCUUAAGCUUGCGGAGGCUGCCGCGGUCACAGAUAGAGUGCUAACUUGAAUAAAUGGAGUUUGAAAAAGGCCUUUCUGUGUUGCCAAGCUCAGCAUGGUCCCCUAACAGUAACCUAAGCAGCUGUGUUUAAGCACUGAGGAUUUUUGAAGGAUGAAGUUUCUGGGUGUUAAAUAGUUUGCCAUGAUUGUGAGCAUCACAUGUAAACUUGAUGUAUUUUAGCCAUAAUAUGGAAGUAGGCACAGUUUUGAAACCCCUAGAGACUUUUCCCCAAGAUGGGAUGCAAAUGUAGAGCCCAACAAAAUAAUCAUUCUGGAAAUAUGUAAUGUGUUCAGGAUGUGCAGAGUUAUAGCACAGCUUCUCCCUUCCCUUUCCUGGGAGUUUCAGUACAGGCCCAUUUAUUCCAGUUAAGUGAAAGAGAAUUUCCCUGCGUAUUAGGGUCUCUCACUCCUCUUAAACCAUUUAUUCAGGCUGUGUGACAUUUUUCUUAUUUUAAAAUACUGAUAAAUCUCAUACCAUUUCAAGAUUUGCAUGUUAAGUCAGUAGUUUUAUUUGCUUUCACAAAGUUAAUUCCUUUUUUUAAAAUCUGAAUCGCUGUGAAUGUGCUUAAUUGUCUUAAACUUGGAGCCAUGUGCAAUAGUUAAAGAACAAACAAAUCCCUAUAUAUAACAAAGCACAAUCUUUCUAAGAACUUCAAAACAUUCCUAUGCUUAUAAAUAUUUUAUAGUUAUAUUUAUCUAGAAGCAUUUGAGUUUACAAAGAGGUGGCUGGUGAAAAUAGGAGAUUCCAAUAGUUGGAUGAUUUUUAGUCUUAUAUUGAAAAGUUUGCAAGUCCCUACUUUGAGGGCCUCACUAUAGUUUUUGCUGAUGUCCUUUUCUACUUUGGAGUAGUCCCAUUGAUUUCAGUACAAUGAAUAUUAUGUAUAUGGUUCAGGAUUGUGGCCUUAAAGGAAUGAGUGAAAAGACCAAAAAGAUCAGCCCUACAAAUUCAAAUUCAUAAUCUGAAGGAAUUGGGCAUUCAUUAAUGCAAGGACAAAGCUGAAUGAAUUCUGUGUACAGGUAAGUCUGAUUAGAAAAAAACCUCUCAACCUGCCUUUGACAAUCAAAUAUCUUUGCCUUUAUGAUACUCCAUUCCUUGUGCUGACUGUACUGAGUACUUGAGACUGGUUGGAGUGGAACAGUUGCCUCAAUUAUAAUUUUUAUAGUAAGGGUCCAAGUCUCUCCAGUGUCUUAAUUGUUUUUUGGCAGCAAAUGAAUUGUCACAUAGAAAAAUUCUAUACUGCUUUUGUCCCUUAAGAAAAGAGUCAUGCCAUUGCUUUCUCUAGAGUUGUUAAUUUUAUAGAAGAUGUAAUUCAUUAAACCAACUUAGAGAAGUAUUUAAGAUUUGCAACUUCACAGAAUUAUUCCUCAGGAAAGCAAACUGCACAGUAAAAGAUUCAUAAAACUCUAUGUGCUACUUUUAAGUUGGUCCAACAAAAUAUUUACCUUUGUGAAUUCUGUCCUUUUGGGAUCAAUGUGCUCCACUUUCUGCUGAUACAUUACUUGUUGUCCAAGAUAGUUUUCUCAUCUGAUUUCCCCUGGCCUCAUCACUUUUUUCCACCACCACCCUCCACUGACACCCAAAUAUAUCUUAACAGUGUUUAUCCUGCCCAUCCUUUUGGCUGCAAUAAAUUGCUUCAGGAAUUGCCACUCACAUGCUAGUUGCUUUAUUUAGCAAUAGCUGCUGGGGCUGAUUGUGCUCUUCUUCUUUUCCUCCCCUCCCUUUGGGUCAACAUGUGUGAAAGUCUAAGGUGUAGUGAUAGUAAAGGGAAAUUAGGUGAUCAAGACCUGACUCUUGUAAUCACUGGGCUCUUGUGUAAGUGGAUUACUCAGAAUACAAUUGGCCACUUCCUCCUAAUUUAUAAAAGAGUUUCUACAAAGGAUUUCUACAAACUUUACCUGGUUUCUGUCUUUCCUGCCUCUUCUGUUGUGCCCCCCCCGUAACUCAUCCAAGUUUAUAUGAUGCUUAAUUCAGAAGCAUUGAGAUGGGACAAGGAGAAAUCAAUGUGUGAGAAAUUUGCAUUGGCCAAGAUUAUUAUGAAAGCUAAAUACAGUGGUGGUGGUUUAAAUGGUAAAUAGCAGGGUCUUAAAUACUGACAAUUCUUGUUUUCCAAUUUAGCAAGAAGCCUACCUCAUGUCUGAGACAGUGGGGUAAGUCUUUGCAUGGAUGUGCACAGGUUUUCUUGACUUGCAUUUGUCCCCUAAUAAUUGCCUUUUACAAGAUAUCAAACUAACGCAGUCUUGUCAAACAAAGGAAGUCACAAACAUUUACUCACCAGGAAUAUCCACUUGCUUGCUUUAAGACAUACUGUAUAUACCAGCCAGUUAUUUAUGGAGAAAGUAGAUGCUUCAAAAGCCUUAUUGAAAAUUCAAGCUUAAGGCUGACAAAGGUGCAGGGCUCAAAACAGCCCUAUUCAGUCUAUUAGUAGAGGGGCUGAUUGAGAGAAAUUCACCGAAUCAUUAUCUGGCAUCAAUUUUGGACAUAUCUAUAUGGAAAACAAAAACUUGUUUAACUGGGAAUUUUAGUUUUUCCAAGGUCUGAAUGUUGUCAAUUUGAAAUCUCUCACAGCACCAGAAUUAAAUGGGAAAAUCAAUGAUAAUUUAAGCAGUUUAAGCUUCUUGUGCAGAUAGCCCUGUAUGUGUCUGUAAGACAACACUGUAGCCGAAAUUUCUGGCCUGUAAUGGAAAAUGGUUGAUAGUCUGCACAAAUGAAUAAAUAUAUUUUCUGUGUUUGCCGUAUCUGUGCAAUUGUUCAGUCUGGCUGGUAAACUUUGCUUUUAAAAUUAAAUCCUUAGUCACUUUGGAUGUUGUUUGUGAAUGCCAGUCACUUAAUAUACAAGUGUCUGCAUACCUUGCUUUGGGACUUCUGUUUGCAUGAAGAGUUAAGAGCACACUAGAAAGCCGUCCCAUUGUUCCACAUGUAGUGUCAAAUGUUGGGAUUUCUCAAUGUUUACUCUGGGUGAAGCUACUAACCUGCUCUGUUGUUGAGUGUCUCUUAGCCCCUGGAUAGCACAGCUCUUGUGCUGCAUGCAAAAGUCUUCUCUACUAAGUCAUGCUACUCCUUGAUAAAACAGCAGUCGCUAAUCAUUGUCACCAGGCAAAGGGAAAUCAUCAAAUGGAUCAUCCAAACUAUUUCUACUUGAGGAAGAUUGACAGCCCAAGGCUACAUUCCUAAACAUAGCUGAGAGUCCAUUGAAAUCAAUGAACAUAAGUCUGGGUAAGCAUGGUUAGGAUUGGGCUACUGGUCAUAGACAGGAGUCCUUUUCUUUGUAGCAACUUAAGAGACCUCAACAAAAUUGCAGUUGAGUUUCAGAACAGGCCAGCUGUCAAGAGACUUUGGAAACAAUAAUCUCUCUGUUAAGCUGUAAUGAUUUUUUGCUAUGACAGAUUGCAUGUUUCACACUCUGCCUUUCUCUUGUGAUGCUAGUAGAGAAGGAUAGAUCUUUCUAUGAUGCCUGAACUGAUAUUACUACUGGAGUAAUAUUGUCUGUAGUUACAUAAUCUUCCCAUUAGUAGAUUAAAACUUCUGUUUUGUGUUUGUGUAUGUAUUUCAGUGAGGUUUACCCUUUCACAGUGAAAGAAACAGUCAUGUCAACACAAUGUUUUUCGGGUAAUCUCUGCAAUAUUGCCACAAAUUACUCAUGUGUUCUUGCUGUAACCUCUUCCACAAGAGGACAAAUUAUCAAAAAUAUUAAGAUACCAGUAUUGCAAUGGGACCAAUAGUUCAUUUUUAACAGUCAACAUAAAGAGUGCUACUGGUAUGAGCACCAACCAUCUGGUAAUCUCAGAGAUUGAGAUGCUUAUGGGGAUCAAAUUAAAAUGGUGGUACGCACAUCAGUCUUUUCUGCCUUCUGCCUAAUUCUGGGACACUUGCCUUGAAGGCAUCCUAGUUAGCAGCAGUUUUGCUAAUACACCUUGCUUCCCCCUAACCCAAGUAAAGUAACAUUGAAUGUAAGCCUGAAUGUUAGUUGGUAGUCCCAAUCUUAUGGAUCAGUGAACCUCUAAAGCAACACAUGCUUUUUCCUUUUUUCCACUCAAGCCCCAAUUUGCCUUGUGUCUGCUGCUCAAUAAAUGGGGUAGCAAAAGCAUCACAGAAUGAAAUGCAGACUCCCCUACCUUUGGGCAGAAUCAUCUUGAAGCUAAAUAUGUCCCUAAAGUCUAUUUUUAAAACCUGCAAUUCAGUAUAUGUUGUACUAAGGUUCUGUAACACUAAACUCGAUCUCAAUAAACAUUUUAUUUCUCUA